AUGCCUGCUUUCCAGAUCUUCCAACAAGCCACAGGCUACGACUUCGAAGAGCUCAAGACAGCUCUCAAGAUGCUCGCAGUCGAAGACGCCGCCUCUGUGGACGCAAGCAUCACCACCGUCCCUGUUUCCCCUCACACUACCGCAGAGCAGAAGAAAGAGCGGGAGGUCAAGUUCGAGGCUGCCGCUGCUCGCCUGCACGACAUCUGCCUGCAGCGCAAGAAGUUCGACAAGCUUUACGACAGCAACGUCGUCGUCGAGGUUUCGACAGAUACUCUUGAGCAUGUCGAGGUCGUCGUGAUUUCGGGCGCGCAGCACAGUGUUAGCAACGGGAAGGGCGCUGUCGGUACUGGGCCACUGCCAGAGGCCUCAGGUAUGGCGAAGGAGGAAGCCAAGCGCGUCUUGAUUCGAGCAAAGCAGAACUUCUACAACAUCUGCCUUGCACAAGCUACCGAAGCUCGCCAUCAGCUUGAUUCGGCUGUUCAAGGCGCGAUCAAAAAUCAGGACGCAGAUUCGGAGGCCACCACUUCCAUCGAGAGCGGCGAGGAGUCGGGAUCGGAUGAAGAGCCAGAGACGACCAUGGAAAUGUUCAUGGGCAAAGUCGACGCGGUCAGCGAGCUGCCGAGUAAGAAGAGCGAGGACAGGAAGCAGUUCUGGAAUGACCUCAUCAUCAACGACUUGCUCCUGAUGAAGGACACCGACGAGGGCAAGCAGGGCACCUAUAGCCUGCGCCUACUUCCGCGACUCCCCGUCGUGUCGGUCGCCUUCGACAAGGAGAAGAUCCGUCCGGUCGUCACCGUCACGAUCGAUAACGAGGACGAUGCCGACUACCUGGCUGGCCAGGCCUUAGAGAACGGCCAUCAGAUGUACUUCACCACACCUGCUAUUCCAACGCACCUCAAAUUCAUCAACUCCUGCACGUCGCCCAACUUUCCAGAGUUCAAGAACAUCAAAGCUGAGGUCGAAAUCGCACCAGCCCACUGGCGGGACAUUGCGGUAUGCGCGGGGGUCCUGCUGGGCGAGAGCAAACGGCCAGACGUGGAGACUAAGCAGACUUGGAAAGCGACCACCAGCCCAGUCGCCAUCGAGGAGGCAGUCAGUAGCGGGAUCUACAAUGCCGCCACUCUGCCUCGUGCUGUGAGAUUGAUGAGGACUAAUGCGGUCUUCACGCGAGUGUAA
Messenger RNA from Fulvia fulva, 1176 nucleotides. RefSeq lists its product as uncharacterized. The coding region runs from base 1 to 1176 and encodes 391 amino acids. The record is from RefSeq and is a predicted model, not a curated record. The transcript has a single exon. NCBI's taxonomy places the organism in Eukaryota, Fungi, Ascomycota, Dothideomycetes, Mycosphaerellales, Mycosphaerellaceae.